AUGAACACCAUGAGCUGCGAGGGUGACAUGAGGUCUCUUUUGAUGGCCCUAACAGUCAACCCGGCCGAGCGGAGGAGAACACAAAACAGACUGGCAAAGCGAAAGUCCCGGAAAGAGUGCCGCAGCAGCCGCCGCAGCAACGAGCCAUGUCGCGUCAUCAUCCACAGCAACAUCAGCAACAACGACGAGGAGGUCAAGAAGCGCUUCUUCUUCACCCCCAACGGUCACAGCAAGUCACUUGCCGAUCCGUUCGGUUCACUUCAGACCCCGCCGCAUGAGCCGACCCAAGACUUUGGGCAGGCAGCAGUAAUUUUCCCUGCUUCGGAAAUGGGAGUGUCUGGAGAAGCUGCUCCACGGACGCUGCAACGAAACGCCGUCACUGAUGACCUUGACGCGAGCUCAUAUUCAGCGGGAAUCCCCCACAGCUUGAACACUGUCGAGUUCAUUGAGCCGUGGACAUUAGACGCCAGCAUGACACUCAUGACACCAAACAGCAGACACGAAGACAUGUCCGACCUUUCAACAGAAGAUAUCCUUACAUUAGGGUUUUCGAGACCAACUCAAGGAAGCCCUUUGCAUAUUGCGGCAACACACGGCCACAUCAACGUGGCUAAAACGCUGAUCCUCCACGGUUCGGAUGUCAAUGCCGCGGAUAAAGCUGGGCUGGCCCCGAUUCACUACGCGACACAAAACAAUCAGGGUCCCAUGGUGACCAUGCUUGCGGAGCAUGGAGCUGACGUCGACUUCUUGGACCCGGACGGUUGCACGCCUCUCUACAGAGCGGCGGAAAGUGGGAACAAAGCAAUGGUUGAGCGUUUAUUGCGACACGGAGCGAAGCUGAGCUAG
Messenger RNA from Colletotrichum fioriniae, 846 nucleotides. The record is from RefSeq and is a predicted model, not a curated record. NCBI's taxonomy places the organism in Eukaryota, Fungi, Ascomycota, Sordariomycetes, Glomerellales, Glomerellaceae.